GCUUGUAGCGCAAAGAAGACAGAAGUUAAAGAGAAAGAGCUACAUACAGUAAACUGUACACUGCCGAAAGAUGCAAGUCGUACAUUCAUCUGGCUUCGAGUUACAAAAAAUAAUGGGGUAGAAUUCAUAGUAUCUUACAAAAAUCAGAAACGUGUGGGGACUGUUGUUUUGCCUGAAUCCAUGGAAUCACUGGAUGGCUACUGUUUAAAAAUCAAGUCCUUCAACAAGCAAACGGACAGUGGCAGCUACAACUGUGCUAUAUACAAUGCCAAUGAAUUGACCUUUGGGAAACCUACAGUUCUUGAAGGAGAGCCAGACCCCACACAAGCACCAAAGAAGGUUACGACGACUCCUUGUACUACUGCUGCAACUGUUCCUUCUACGCCAUGUGUGUGUCUAAAUCAGAGAGGAGUGAAGAGCGACCCUGAGAAGAGUUGCGAGUUGAUGAUCUGGGUGCCACUGGCUGGAGGCUGCGGCCUGCUCUUGGUCCUCCUCAUCGGUGUGUCCCUCUACUGCAACAAGAUCCGCACUAGACGAUGCCCCCAUCAUUACAAGAGACAACCCAGGACUGCAGAAGGAGUGCUACAUCCUGGACACGGUCGUUUUGUUUAAUAGGUGCUACCAAACAAGGCUGACACAGAAAGACCGGUUUGAUUUUGACCAAGACGUCCUGCUGUAUUUUGAUGCAGCUGCAGCGCCUGUCAAAUAUGACUUCGUUUCUGCUUUACCACACGCAUUGCAUGUUUGUCUCCUAUGAUUAUUUACCAGUUUGCAGACGUGCUGAUCACAUUUCCUUUUAUAAACCUGCAUUUGUCUGUGCUUAAAAAAAAAAAAACUUUUAUCACGGCUUUAUGCUUUCCUCACUACAUUUUCAGCGCAUGCUAGGGGAUGUUACUUAGGUAGGCCUACAAUAUUUAGUGUGCCUAUACUGUAUUUCUCAGAUUCGAUUUGAAAAACAUAUGAAAUAUGCAUAAUGUUAACAGUCUCUGGCAGCCUAUAGUUUACUGGAUCGAGUCAAAAUGUAGGCCUAUUUUAUUUUAAAAUUGGCUAGUUCAGUACGAGUAGACAGCAACACAUAGCCAGAACUCUCAAUAUAACCAUAUAUUUCCUUCAAUGUAGGCGAGGCUACGCUUUAUACCACAUCAUGUUAAUAUUAACUAACUAAAUUGAAAUAAAUAUUUUAUUUUA
This is a messenger RNA of Alosa alosa (allis shad), 1188 nucleotides long. It is a transcript of the gene cd8a, whose product is annotated as CD8a molecule. The record is from RefSeq and is a predicted model, not a curated record. The coding region runs from base 181 to 612 and encodes 143 amino acids. NCBI's taxonomy places the organism in Eukaryota, Metazoa, Chordata, Actinopteri, Clupeiformes, Clupeidae. The transcript has 6 exons.